Messenger RNA from Drosophila rhopaloa, 1426 nucleotides. Its product is annotated as endothelial lipase. The record is from RefSeq and is a predicted model, not a curated record. Gene Ontology annotation, molecular function: lipase activity. The coding region runs from base 173 to 1390 and encodes 405 amino acids. Lineage: Eukaryota; Metazoa; Arthropoda; Insecta; Diptera; Drosophilidae. The transcript is spliced from 4 exons.
ACCAAGCGGUCCAGAAAGCGUGCUGUCUUCCGAAUUCAGAAGAUCCCUCCCCCAUUUCUUCCCCCUUCGAUCUCGCGGUGUCUUCGAGACCAAUAUUAUUUUUUUUCUGGUGGUGGCGACAGUGAGUGUGGUUCUCCGUGUGAUUAUCGGUGGUGCAUGACCGUUUGACCGCAUGCCCGGUCACGUGACUCACCUGCUGCUCCUUGGCUGCCUGCUCUGUCUGAUCGGCGAUGUGCCGAGGAUCGAGGCUCUCCACCGCUGGAGUCCCAUGAUGAAGGCCUUCCGGUAUCUCCAGGAGACGAUGCUCCGGAACAGUCUGGAGCGGGCCCAUCUGAAUCACGGGAUUGUCUUCGAGUGUCGCACCAUAUCAGCUAAGGAUUUUGGCAACGAAGUGCAUUUCAAUCUGCAACUGGGCGAUCUUCGAGGAUUUCGUCGGCUGGAUCCUAAGAAAAAGUUGGCUCUGUUUUUGCAUGGAUGGAAUGAUCAAGGAAGUAAGGACUGGGUGCAAGAACUAUUACUGACUUGGACACUUUUCGACUCCAACUAUAAUGUGUGUGUUGUGGACUGGGGAAAUCUGUCGCAGAAUGAUUACAAGACCGCAUCCAUGUCCAUUUUCGAUGUGGGCCUAACGGUGGCGGGGAUUAUAAUGGCCCUGGAGGAACUGCGACCCACUCACUUCCAUCGGAGCAACGUGACCUUGGCGGGAUACAGUCUGGGGGCCCAUGCCGCCGGAUAUGCGGGGGCGGUGCUGGAGGGCCAGGUGGAGCAGAUCAUUGGGCUGGAUCCCGCCGGACCCCUCUUCUCGCUGCCCGCCGAGGUGUCGCCCAAGUACCGCCUGGAUCCAGGCGAUGCCCAGUUCGUCCAGGUGCUCCACACAUCGGGGGGUUCCUUGGGAACGAGUCUGAAGUGCGGACAUGCCGAUUUUUACCCCAAUGGAGGCCGGGCCCCCCAGACGAACUGCAAGAUGUUCGCCAAUCUGCGGGAUAUGCAGAAUACCAAUCCCAUAGCCUGCAGUCACUCGGCGGCUGCGAUUUUCUUCCGGCAGUCGAUGGAUCCCGAGUAUCCGUUCGUGGGCCUCGAGUGCGGCAGUUAUCGGGAGUUCUCCGCCGGAUAUUGCGAUGACAACCGGAAGGCGCGCUUCGGAAUCCAUUCGCAGAGGCGUGCGCAGGGGAGCUUCUACUUCCGCACCGCCCCCCAGCAGCCCUAUGUGCAGAGGCGUCAGAAGAAUUGGCUGAGCGGGGUGGGGCGAAUGUCCGGCGCAAGGGCGUCGAUGGUUGACCUCAGCGGGAACCCCCUUGUGCUGCGCCUCUGGACGAACAGCUGGCGGCGGCGGCAGAGAGCGCGAGAGCGGCCGAGAAGAGAGAGAGAGCGAUCGAUGUGUGUGAAUUAGUUCCUAGUGUUUUGUUAGUGUUAUGUGGGCCCACAA